Molecule: messenger RNA, 2299 nt
Organism: Chironomus riparius
Lineage: Eukaryota; Metazoa; Arthropoda; Insecta; Diptera; Chironomidae
Source: the annotation of a GenBank genome assembly
GAAUAUAUUUUCAAAGAAAAUAACCGAAAAAUUUACUUAAUUAUACAAACAAAUGUCUGCGAUAAGGAUGUCAAACAACUAUACAAGUGCUGAAAAGUCUAAAAUUCGACGACGAUUAGCUGCUGUCUCAUUUUUAUCAAAUAUAUCACUUGAUGGAACUCAUCGCGAUACGCCUUUUGGCACACAUGCAAUUUCAACACAUCAUAGUUCACGGAGAGCAUCAAAGAGGAUUCUUCAGCAUGACAGCGAGACAGAGUUUAUGUUGGACAAGAUGAAUAGACAAAUUCAAGAGGCUGACCGACUCUCGAUAAGCUCUGAUUCAGACUGUGCGAAGCUUUCGUCGUCUGUUCCGAAAGGAAUUUUUAAUUCAAUCAUAAAUUUUCAACCAUACAGGGAACGUGGCAGAACCAUCAGCAGUUCCAACGAAACGAUAGCCGAACGUCGACAAGCAUUGCUACUUAAAAAGGCUCUUUGUACUUGUACAGCACCACAUAAUUUCAAUAAUGCAACAUCCAGCACAGAGUCCUUAUCACGUAUAAAAUGUGUUCACAUUCAUGAGCCAACACCGCCAUUGCGGAACGGUCAUUGCCUCACAAUCGAGGAAACUCGUUGCAUUAUUACAACACAUCAGAAGCCGCUGCAUAUAUUUUCAAUAAUUCCAUUCCGUAAAAGGAUAUCGAGUGCAAUAACUAGAAGUAAUGCAAAAUUAGAUGUACGUGGAAGUGGUGCAAGAAGACGUCAGACAUCAACAUCGAGACCAAUGUCGAGCACUGCCGAAAAUCAGCCAUUCGAUCCGUUUAAUUUAUUAGGUAUUGAGAGAAGAUUAGAUGGACAAGCUGAAGUAUCUUAUGGACAUCUUUUAGUACCAUCGAAACCAAACAGUGGGAGUGGUUCAAAAGUUCCGCGACACCAUCACGAGCAUUUAGAUACCUUAGUUCUUAAAAAUCAUGGAAUGAUUCGUUACAUCAGUCAUGUUGAUGAAGUCGAAGACGAACCUUACUCAGCUGACCUUUUGGAUGAUCCAGAACUUUCAGCUGGGCGACAUCGUACGCUUCUUACAUUUACAAGCUAUCUUACUAGUGUCAUUGACUAUGUACGACAAGCAGACCUUAAAAAGGAAUUGAAUGAUAAAUUUCGAGAAAAGUAUCCUCAUAUUCAAUUGACAUUGAGUAAACUAAGAUCAAUAAAGAGAGAUAUGAGACGGAUUAAUAAGCUUGAUCCUAGAAUUGAUUUGCUGACCGUUGCUCAGGCUUAUGUAUAUUUUGAGAAGCUCAUUUUGGCAGGGUUAAUUAACAAAAUCAAUCGGAAAUUGUGUGCUGGUGCAUGUCUGUUGCUCAGUGCUAAACUAAAUGAUGUUAAAGGAGAAGUCUUGAAAGGUUUGAUUGAGUCUCCUCGCUGUGUCAUCGAGACAUCAAUUGUAUUUUUCCUAAUAUUCGUCUUCACUCUUAUGGUAAUGAUGAAGGUUAUCGAAUACAACAACGAACCGCUACGCGUUGACCAAAACUUUAUAUAUUUUGAACCAUUGUCAUCAUUUUUUCGUUCCGAACAUAAUAAAGGGAAUAUAAAAGUUGAUUGGCAUGACUAUAUUGCCAUCAAUCUAGAAAAGUCACGUACUGGUCCUGGUGAGAGUGGAAUGGGAAUUGAUAGUGUCCCUGAAGAUGAAGACGAACUGAAUCAACGAUUGUUUGAUGAAAAUGGAUAUUAUGGACUAAUAUCUGAUAAGAUUUCAGUCAACAGGAGUGUUGUGGAUUUAAGACAUAAGGAUUGUUGGAAGAUUAGAUAUCUGAAAGAUUUACCAACAGUCAGUGUCGUUAUUCCAUUUUAUAAUGAACAUUUGAGUACUUUAUUGAGGACAAUCCAUUCAGUUAUUAAUAGAAGUCCACCAGAGCUACUUAAGGAAGUAGUUUUAGUCAAUGAUCGAUCAACCAAAGAAUUUUUAUACGAUGAACUCAAAUCUUAUCUAUCACAAAAUUUUCCAAAAAAUCUCGUCAAACUUUUUGAACUUCCAGCAAGGUCAGGCUUAAUUGCUGCAAGAUUAACUGGAGCACGUGUAGCAAUUGGUGAUGUUCUCAUCUUUUUAGAUUCUCAUACAGAACCAAAUGUAAAUUGGCUACCUCCAAUGCUCGAGCCCAUAGCCGUAAACUAUGUGAUUCAGGAUGAAGGAUCUCGUGGGGAAAUUGGUGGUUAUGAUAACAAAUUGGAUAUAUGGGGAGGUGAACAGUAUGAAUUGAGUUUUAAAAUAUGGCACUGUAAUGGUGGUAAUGGCGGAAUCUAUGACGUUCCUUACUCAAGAGUUUGA